Messenger RNA from Vicugna pacos (alpaca), 3401 nucleotides. RefSeq names its product zinc finger protein 710 (gene ZNF710). The record is from RefSeq and is a predicted model, not a curated record. NCBI's taxonomy places the organism in Eukaryota, Metazoa, Chordata, Mammalia, Artiodactyla, Camelidae. Gene Ontology annotation, biological process: regulation of transcription by RNA polymerase II. Gene Ontology annotation, molecular function: RNA polymerase II cis-regulatory region sequence-specific DNA binding; DNA-binding transcription factor activity.
GCGGGGUCCCCAUGGCCUGUCCUUAGCCUCCUCAGUCCUAGUUCCCCUUCCUCGUCGCCCACUCUCUCCGUUUCCUCGCGGUCAUUUUCCUAAUUGGACAGAGCUGUGGGGUGUGAUCGCCGGCGUCAGAUAUGGGGCCCCGAGGCUGCCAGGUGGGCACGGGGACUCUGGGACCGACGGAACAGCCCCUGCUGGCGUGCAGAGCUCAGGGAUCCGGCCCUUGUGCCACCGCCCCCCUAACCGCGGACUUGCUAACUACGAUGCUCUCCUAGCCAGCCGCCACGGGAUGGAGGGCUUCAUGGACUCAGGGACACAGACGGAUGCCGUGGUGGUGCUGUCCUUGGCUCAGGCCGCUGUGCUGGGCCUGGUCUCAGAAAAUGAGCUCUUUGGAGCUACCAUAAGCGCCGAAGCCUUCUACCCAGACCUGGGGCCGGAGCUGUCUGGGGCAGCCCUCGGGGAGCCUGGGCCUCCGGGGCCUGACGUCUACCAGCUGGCCUGCAACGGGCGGGCCCUGGAGGAGCCGGCAGAGGAGGAGGUGCUGGAGGUGGAGGCAGCCUUUGAGAAGCACACCCGGCGGAAGACACGGCCCCCUGUGCGGCUGGUGCCCAAGGUCAAGUGUGAGAAAGUGGAGGAGGAGGAGGAGCAGGAGGUCUACGAGGUGUCCGUGCCUGGUGAUGACAAGGAUGCAGGUCCAGCAGAGGCCCCAGCUGAGGUGGCCAGUGGCGGCUGCGAGGCCCUGGUGCAGAGCAGUGCCGUCAAGAUGAUCGACCUCAGCGUCUUCAGCCGCAAGCCCCGGACGCUGCGGCACCUGCCCCGAACCCCGAGGCCAGAGCUGGACGUAGCCCCUUAUGACCCCCACUUCCCUGACCCGGCCCGGGAUGGCUUCCCCGAGCCCAGCAUGGCACUGCCCGGGCCGGAGGCCUUGCCCGCAGAGUGUGGUUUUGAGCCGCCCCACUUGGCCCCACUGAGCGACCCCGAGGCCCCCACCAUGGAGUCCCCGGAGCCCGUGAAGCCGGAGCAGGGCUUUGUGUGGCAGGAGGCAGGCGAGUUCGAGGCGGACGCGGCUGGCUCAACGGUGGAACGCCACAAGAAGGCCCAACUGGACCGGCUGGACAUCAACGUGCAGAUCGACGACUCGUACCUGGUGGAGGCUGGAGACCGGCAGAAGCGCUGGCAGUGCCGCAUGUGUGAGAAGUCCUACACAUCCAAGUACAACCUGGUGACGCACAUCCUGGGCCACAACGGCAUCAAGCCGCACUCGUGCCCGCACUGCAGCAAGCUCUUCAAGCAGCCCAGCCACUUGCAGACGCACCUGCUGACGCACCAGGGCACCCGGCCCCACAAGUGCCAGGUGUGCCAGAAGGCCUUCACUCAGACCAGCCACCUCAAGCGCCACAUGCUGCUGCACUCGGAGGUCAAGCCCUACAGCUGCCACUUCUGUGGCCGCGGCUUUGCCUACCCCAGCGAGCUCAAGGCCCACGAAGUGAAGCAUGAGAGCGGCCGCUGCCACGUCUGCGUCGAGUGUGGCCUGGACUUCUCCACCCUGACCCAGCUCAAGCGCCACCUGGCCUCCCACCAGGGCCCCACCCUCUACCAGUGCCUCGAGUGCGACAAGUCCUUCCACUACCGCAGCCAGCUGCAGAACCACAUGCUCAAGCACCAGAACGUGCGGCCCUUCGUGUGCACGGAGUGCGGCAUGGAGUUCAGCCAGAUCCACCACCUCAAGCAGCACUCGCUCACCCACAAGGGUGUGAAGGAGUUCAAGUGCGAGGUGUGCGGCCGGGAGUUCACCCUGCAGGCGAACAUGAAGCGGCACAUGCUGAUCCACACCAGCGUUCGGCCCUACCAGUGCCACAUCUGCUUCAAGACCUUCGUGCAGAAGCAGACCCUCAAGACCCACAUGAUUGUACACUCGCCCGUGAAGCCAUUCAAAUGCAAGGUGUGUGGGAAGUCCUUCAACCGCAUGUACAACCUGCUGGGCCAUAUGCACCUGCACGCGGGCAGCAAACCCUUCAAGUGCCCCUACUGCUCCAGCAAGUUUAACCUCAAGGGCAACCUGAGCCGGCACAUGAAGGUCAAGCACGGCGUCAUGGACAUCGGCCUGGACAGCCAAGACCCCAUGAUGGAGCUGACCGGCCCCGACCCCUCUGAGCUCGACAGCCAGCAGGAGAUGGAGGACUUCGAGGAGAACGCCUAUGCCUACGCCGGCGUGGACAGCAGCGCCGAGGCCAGUGUCCUCACCGAACAGGCCAUGAAAGAGAUGGCCUACUACAAUGUGCUAUAGCACAAGCCGGGCCGCCCAGAACGGGGCGAGGAGGGCGUGGGGCGUGGGGGGAGACCCCUGUGCUGCGGGCUGCACCUCCUGCAGCUGAGAAACGAGCUACUGCCCCACUGUCCCGAGCCCUCCCCUCCCACUCAGUUAUUUGCACCACUGGGGACUUUUAGACCAAGUGGAGACUGUACUACUGGCCUCAGCUGUGAACCCGGCACCGGCCCCAGGCAUUCUAGGGAAGGAAGGGUAACACGGGAGGCCCAGGUCUGGGUCUCUCUGGCCUGCUGCUCUGGGAGGGCAGGAGAAAUGCAGAUGGGGGCCAUUUGGAGACAGGUCACAAGGGCACAGGUUCUCAAGUCUCUCCAGGCCCAGCAGAGCUGGGGCAGCCAGUGAGGGCAGGGCCAUCCUGGCAGCUCCUCAGGGGUCCUGUCACUGGAGGAAGAGAUCUCUUGAGCCAUGCCCCGUUUUCCCUCUGGACCACCUCCUGCCUCUAGGGAUGUUUUAGCUCUUGUGCUGGUCAGCACUGCCCCCCUCAACCCCAACUAGCCCCUGGACUGGGAAGCGCCCAGGCCCCAGAGUCCCCUUCCCACCCUGUCCAUGGACAGCUCGGCAGGGCCCUCUGCCUUCUACCUCCUGGUGCCUCCCACGCUCUCCUCCAGCCAGGUGUGCAUGCGGCCCCAGUCCUGGCUUUAGGAAAGUGGGGUGUAGCCCAACUCCCAGCUACCGUCCUCUCCAGCCAACCCCCUGAAAGCCCCCAUCUUACAUCCCUAUUUGGAGGUAGGUGUCCCUAAAGUGGAUUUCAACAAUCAUCCAGUUCUGCCUCGAACUGGGGCAGGGUUCCCCCACAAAGCCAGGGCAUGCCUUCAGUCAGGCACACACUAACAAAGACAGAUGAAGGCCCCCCUGGAGUGAGGGGGCAGGGCAUGGUGAAGGGGCCACUGGGGACCGAGAGGGGCUGUCCUCAAGGACACCCUAUAUGGGGGGAAGGGGGACUGGAGUUUUUCUCUUAUUUAAGGACUAACAAGUAUCCAUUUUGAGGGUGGGGAUAGCCAACAGUCAGCAGGGUCCCGGGAAGAGCAACAUAUUUAAAAAGGAAAAUGAAGACCAUAGAGAAGAAAAAAAUUUUUUU